This is a messenger RNA of Penaeus vannamei (Pacific white shrimp), 3429 nucleotides long. RefSeq names its product calcium-activated chloride channel regulator 4A. NCBI's taxonomy places the organism in Eukaryota, Metazoa, Arthropoda, Malacostraca, Decapoda, Penaeidae. Gene Ontology annotation, molecular function: protein binding. The record is from RefSeq and is a predicted model, not a curated record.
CUCGGGCACUGCGCGGGGUGCUUUGUCGUGCAGCACUUGCAACAUCUCAACUCCUGUGACUUGUGGUGAAGGAGUCAGUCGAAGAUGAGGCGCCAGACGAGCAAGUCCCUCGCGGCGCUGCUGGCGAUGGCGACCCUGGCGGCGCUGCGGCAGGAGGCGACGGCAACCCACGCGAGUGUGUCCUUGUCGAGCAACGGCUACGAAGGGACGGUCGUGGCCAUUUCGCCGUCCGUGGAUGAAAUCUACGCUAAUGACGUCAUCGAUUCCAUCAAGAAGACGAUCGGCGAGGCUUCCGAGGUGCUGUUCAAGGCCACCCGCCAAAGGGCCUUCUUCAGGGACGUCAAGAUCCUCCUGCCGAAGACCUGGACGAGAACACCCUACGACCAAGUUGCCGUCACCGAGAACUUCCAGGACAGCGACAUCCGAGUAGACAAGAGUAACGCCGUCUAUGGCAACCAGCCGUACACAGACCAGCCCGGUGGUUGUGGUGAUCCUGGUCGUUUUAUCCACCUGACGCCAGACUACUUGACAGACGACACUGAGGCAGCCAAGUGGGGACCUCGAGACAAGACCUUCGUGCACGAGUGGGCGAGACUCCGCUGGGGCGUCUUCGAUGAGAUCGGGUACCCGGAUGACCCGAAAUACCCGCUUUUCUACCUGGACUUCUCGAAUUAUCCGUUCGCGAUCAAGCCGAACUAUUGUGCCAAUGAAGAGCUCACCGGCUCGCAAAUGGACAACACAACAGGUGAUUUGUGCAGCGAGCUAAACGGUUUGCCAACUGCCACUUGCCGAUUCGAUCCCGAUGCCAACCAAGUGGCUAAUUCUUCCUUGAUGUCCUAUUACUAUCUUAGUUCAAUCGAGGAAUUCUGCGACAGCACCACCAGGACCCCUCACGUAGCUGACGCCCCCAACAGGCACAACGACAAGUGCGCCCGAAGCUCUGUUUGGGACGUCAUGGAGGCCCACGCGGAUUUUACCGGCGGAGCGAACCCCCCCGUCAGUAGCUCCACUCCCACGAGGUUCACUGUCGUACGUCAGGAGGAGGCCAAGUUCGCCCUCGUCCUGGACUACUCGGGCAGCAUGAUCAGCUACAGCAGGAUACAGAAGUUGCAAAUGGCUGCUCGUCGGUGGAUACUUCACGAGGUGUCCAUGGGAAGUUCCGUGGCCAUUAUCAAGUUCACGAGCACAGCCACGUUGGUUGCAGGACUCACCGCCAUCAGCAACGAUGCAACACGCCAGAGCCUUGCACAGAGGAUCGACAGCGCGGCAGGAGGAGGGACUUGCAUCGGCUGUGGACUUCAGAUGGCCAUUGGGAGUGUGCUGAACGGUCAGAAAAAUGCGGUGAUUCUCCUCAUCACCGACGGCCAAGAAAACCCGACACCGCCGCGAAUGAGUGACGUAAUGAAUGACGUCAUCGCUUCGGGUGCGAGAGUGGUCACCAUCGCCUUCGGGGAGAGCGCAGAUCCGAAACUCGAAGAACUGGCGAAGAACACCAACGGGAAAACAUUUACGGUGAAGGACACAGACAACGGCAACCAGCUGAACGACGCUUUCCUUGGCGCCUUGACCUACCAGCCGGGAGAAGUCUUGGCCGAGACUUUCAUCAAGAUCUACGAGACUGACUACCAGGGCGCCAGCAGAGUCUUCACGGAGCAGUUCACUGUAGAUGCCUCUCUGGGUCGUGACCUGACCUUCAAGCUGGAGACCAACACGGCCUCGCACGUGACCAGCCGCCCUCAUCUCCUGCGUCCGGAUGGCACUCAGAUCGACAGUGCCACCUUUGACAGCACUUCCAACACGUAUACGAUCACGGUAGCAAUGGCUGAGACAGGGCAGUGGUCAUAUAGCGUUGGACUCUCAGGCUCCACUACAAACUCCAUCAGUGUGAGUGUGUCAGCGAAGGCAAGAACUCCUAACGUGGAGCCUAUUUACACCAGUGCUUGGGCAAGUGCAGGCUCAGGAUCGGUGAAUGCUGCCACAAAUCCUGUCAUUAUUUAUGCUGAGGUGAAGCAAGGUAACAGUCCUGUGGUGGGAGCCCGCGUCAAAGCUUUAAUAAGCGAAACAAGUUCAGCCGGCGCUCCCAUAGAACUUGAACUCUACGACAACGGCAAUGGAGGAGAUGCCCAGGCAGGAGACGGUACCUACUCCGGCUAUCUUACCACGUACUCCUCGGUCGGGAGGUAUUCUGUCAAGGCUCAGGUAUGGAACGACGGCAGCGCCCUCGUCAACAACGGUUUCACGACAUCCAGGAAAAAGAGAAGUCAUCCGGCCGCUCGAAACAUCCGGUCCGUUUCGGCUCAUCCACUCGAUAAAACUCCUUACUGCUGCGGGAGUGUCGUGCCCCUCGACCCUGCGACAGCCACGCCGACAGGAAACUUCACUCGCGUUGCUCCCGGCGGCUCCUUCCAGGUGACAGUGAUUCCCACAGGGGAUUCCUUCGCUCCCUCUCGGGUAACUGACCUGCAGAUGACCUUGGGAAAAACGAACCUGACCUUGACCUGGACUGCCACAGGGGAUGAUUUUGAUACUGGCAUAGUAACCGGCUACGUAAUUCGUCUCGCCCACAACGUGACCUAUCUCCACGAGGUCAACUUUGACAACAGCAACACCACGAUCUUGCUCUCGGUGGCAGAUUGCGCUAACUUGACCUCCCUGCUCGUCGAGGCUGGCCAGAAGGUCACCCUCGACCUCACGCUCAAGGAGGAGGUCAAGACUGACACUCCGUACUUGGUGGCUCUCAGGGCGGUCGACGACGCUGGCAACGAGAGCCUCGUGUCCAACAUAGCGGCAGCCCUGGUCCCGACCCCCCCGCCCCCCCCGCCCCCCGCUGACAAGAAGGGCCUGUCCCUCACCCUCAUCGUCAUCGGCUGAAACGAGAUAUGAAGUGACAGACCUCAUGGAACGUUUGGCAGACCGCAUGACACGUGUGCACGGCGGUGCGGUCAUGCGGUCUUCCUUUUGUGAGAGCGAAAGGUCAAAAUGGUCAUAGAAGUGUGUAUGUUUUUUUUCUGAUUCUUGUCCGAGGUAUUGUUUUAUUUUUUUUUUUUUAUUAUUAUUAUUAUUAAAUGUGAUUUUUGGCUUGUAUGCAGGGUGGGCUGCAGAAAUUUUCAGUCUUCUGUAGUCAGUUCCACAGGUACUGGAGGCUUCGAGAUGGAAAAAAAAUUGAUCAAGAAAAAUAGUCGUUAGAUUUUGAUAACAAUUCGCAGUUAUCAUUCAUUUAUUGUUAUUUUUAUUAUUUAUUUACUUUAUCAUUAUUAUUAUCUUUUUCGUUAGUUUUGGCCCUUUCUGACCAACUUAGUGCCAAAGUCAGUGGAACGGACUAUAGUAUAUACGACAUACAUAUAUAUGCUUUAUGUAUAGAGCAAUUGGCCAUAUACCUGCAAGCAUUGCCAUGUCUUGUUAACAAUAAACAUGAAUAAUCAGAAAAAA